AUGAAUAUCCUAAGGACGGUUGCAUCUUCCGUCGUAGGGCCAAUGAAAAUGGUUCUAGUCGUGCGUUCGGAUUUAGGUUUACGGAAGGGGAAAAUCGCUUCCCAAUGUGCUCAUGCGGCCAUAAUGUGCUACAUGAAAUCUGCCAGCAUUAAUAAGUCGAAAUUGAAUAUGUGGUUAGGGCAGGGUCAACCGAAGAUAGUAGUUAAGGUAGAUGAUUUGCAAGAAAUGGAGAAACUAGCUAAAUUUGCCAGGGAAAAGCACGUGGUGGCAGAGAUCGUGAGAGAUGCUGGCAGGACUCAGGUUAGCAGUGGAACGGCAACUGUUUUGGGGCUGGGACCGAAUUCCAGUGAAGUUAUAGAUUCGUUGGUGGGACAUUUGAAAUUGUUAUAGGAUUUGGCAGUUGUAGGUCAAUAAAUGUUUGAUCAAAGUAG
This is a messenger RNA of Ochlerotatus camptorhynchus, 431 nucleotides long. RefSeq lists its product as uncharacterized. The record is from RefSeq and is a predicted model, not a curated record. Gene Ontology annotation, molecular function: peptidyl-tRNA hydrolase activity. Lineage: Eukaryota; Metazoa; Arthropoda; Insecta; Diptera; Culicidae. The coding region runs from base 1 to 390 and encodes 129 amino acids. Gene Ontology annotation, cellular component: cytosol; mitochondrion. The transcript is spliced from 2 exons.